AUGGCUGUCCUGCUCCCGCUGUUGGUGGUCUUGCUACUCAAAGAGCCUGUUCACAGCUCAGGUGAUAGAUCAGCUAAGCUAGUGGGGGUGUGGAAGGACGUGGCCUCACUGUGGAGGAGAGGGGGAGUUUGGGACCCCCGCAGAGAGCAGGAGCCCCUGGCUGGGCCACAGGGUCGACGCAUCCAGACCGUGGUCAGCAACAUCAUGGACGGGCUUCACACCCUGGGCCUGCUCCCCAGGAAGAGCAUGAGCCUCCCGCCCCCCCUGUCCCCUCCCAGCAGCCCACUGGACCGGAACCGCCUCUCAGGCUUCCUCUACAACAUCUCUAUGUACCUACAGGGGAGCGGUGGGGAGCCCGAGGCUGGCGCAGGCCCGUUCCCCUCAGACCAGGCCAGGGAGCAGUUCUGGGGGAACAUGUUGUACUCCCUGCUCCAGCCAGAGGGGGGUGCGGGGCUGGACCCUACAGAAGAGAAGGUGCCCCCCAGGCCCAGCUUCAGGAUCCUAGAGCUCUUCCUGUCUCUGAGAGGCAGCCAGCACUGGGAUGGGCUGCUGGGCCUGGUCCAGACUGUGAUGAGCCUCUUUGAGAGGCAGCAGCUGCGCCCCCUGCUGGCCUUCCUCCGGCAGAACUGGGACACCAUCAGCGCCCUGCUGGAGACGGCGCUGCAGGCCCUGGUGAGCAGCACCUACGGGCAGGCCAGCGCCGGGCUGCAGGGCUUCCUGUGUGCCCUGAGUGGACACACAGACUGCGGCUUCAACCUGGACUGGCUGCAGCAGCUCUUCCGCUUCAUGGAGGCGCGGAACUGGAAGCCGGUCGUCAGCUUCCUCCCGGGAAUCGGCAGCAGCGGGGGCCCGCAGGGAGAUUCGCCCCCCUUCGAGCGCUUCAAGCCCUUCAGCGUGCUCCCGGGGGCCCUCAAGGGGGAUCCCUUGGCAAGCAGUCAAAGCCAGCCCGAUUCCAGGGGGCUGGGCUCCGUGCAGACGCUCCUCCUCCAGGCGCUCUCGCAGUCCAAUGAGGCGGAGAGGACGGAGCCUGUGGGGGAGCCUGACCCCGCCCUCUGGCAGCGGUUGGACGGGCUGCAGCAGGGACUGCUGCGCAGGGUGGGCAGCUCGGUGUAUGCCAGCCUGAAGAGGAAGGUUGCCAGGGUGACAGUGUCGCUGCUGGGGGAUGUCUCGGCCCUUGUGGGGGUUCCGAAGGCAGACCAUGAUGGGAAGUGCUCAGUAGGUGACUUAAGACAGCUGCUUCUGUGGGGGAUCAGAAACAACAUCACCUGGAAUGCCCAGGCUCUCGGCUUCACCUCACAGGGUCUUCCCAGCAGACCCCCCUUCAUGUCCUGCAGCCCAGCCGGGGAGGGGAGAGCGAGGAGGAGGGAAGCGAAGAGGGGGGCAGCGAGGAGGGAGUCCCGGCAGCACGGAGGAGCUGUGGGGAGACCCAGGGUCUUGAACCCAGAGGAGGAGGAGAGAGGAGAGGCUGAUUUCCCGCUCCCCACAGAGAUCCUGGAGGCAGCCUGUAACGAUUCGAUCCCCGGGCUCACCGGGGUGUCUAACUUCACGGUGUUCCUGUACUGUAACCUCUUCGAUGGGGGCGGCAGUGCCAGGGAACCUGAGGCGGGCCAGGCUGGGCUGGACCUGCGAGCCACCUGCUCCGACGCUGCCUGGUACCUCUCCGCAGCCGAGGACGACUUCCUGUGGGUGCAGGUGUGCAGCGAGUUCUUCACCAGCGAGUUCAACAACACCGUCUGUGCCAACUCCUCCUUCUGGCAGCAGCGCGCCCACAGCCAGGCCGCUGCAGUAAAGGAUUACUACACCUACAACCAGUCAAGCAUCGAUGAGCUUUGUGUCCAGCUGUCCGGCAAUGUUAGCGAACACUCGGGGACGGAGGCUAGCGAGGACUGCCUGACCCACCUCGGGGUGGGGGCUUUGAGUGUCCAGAACUUCAGGAGGUGCUUCCUGCCCAAUGACUCCGUGCUGAUCUGGGCGCUCUGUGGAAACGUGACCUUGCUGGAGGAAGGCAGCUGGGCGGCUAACUUCUGCUCCAAAAGCCGUCAGAAUUCCUCUCAUGUUAACGUGAUCAAGGAGACUUGUGACUACCGGAGCUGGCCGCCUGGCUCGUUUGGUAACGCCACGCUGCUGGAGCAGUGCCAGGGCGCAGAGGGGCUGAGGGAGCACAUCUGCCGAAACACAACCUUUUACCACCGCCUGGUGACCUCUCACCCUUGGCUCCUGGGCUACUGCGCCGACCCAGAAGCAAACCCGGAGGACGACAGGUGCUUCCUGCACAAGAUUUUCGACAUGCUCCCCGCCACCUAUGAUUUUGACUCCUCCCAGCUGUGCCAGAACCCGGCUCCCUACCUCCUGGACGCGCUGUACCAGCUGAGCCAGUGCGAGGGGGCCGUGGAGGAGCGUCACGGGUGGAUUGACAGUGUGAACUACGUGCUGCGCGUGGUCGACUUCAUCGUGGCCCUGAAAGAGGGGGAGAGGGAGGUGAGGCAGGUGCUGGGAGAGGCCAUCCUGCUCUCCAGUCUCCUUGACAACACCUCCUUCUGGGCCACCUUCCGCCCCAGCGCCUCUCUGAGCGUGCUCCAGACUGUGGGAGUGUUCCUGAAGACCGAGCAGAACCUCACCCUCAAAGAGGACCUGCUCAGCUGCUUCAGUCCUGUGCUCUGGGACCUGAUUCAGAGAGAACACAACUCGUCAGCUCUCAGAGUCCUCUUCCAGGAGUACCUGCAGAUGCCUCAGGACAACUUUCGCACACUGCUGAUGUCAGCCGAGAACGACGCUGUCAAGAGAUUUCUCUCCCAUAUGCAUCAAACCUGGGAUCAGCUGCAGGUGGUAACCCCUCAGGUUUCGCAGCAGGAUGAGCAGGCCAUGGAAACGAUGACCUCAGCCUUCAUCCACAAGUUUCCCCGCGUCACCCCUGACCUCUUUGUCGACCUCUCUCAGUUCAUCCCCUUCAUGUCCGUCUCUGACAUCAUGAGUUUCCCAGCCUCGUUAUUGGUCAACGACAGCGUUUUGACAGCGAUCCGAGAUCACAGUCCUGAAAUGAAGGCUUCACAGAAGCGGGCCUUCGUCAAGAGGCUGCUGCAGUCCCACUUGUUCGAGGAGGUCCCUUCAUGGCCACCAUACUUCCUGAGCUCCAUCCUGCCACUCCUACCACACCUGCCACUCUCCCACUUCCAGCAGCUCACAGCAGAGCAGCUGAACCCCCUAGUGGAAGUGCUGGGGAACAGCAGCCUGGACUCGACACGAGGACACCACCUCAUGCGCACAGUCUUCAACAAGAAGAGGAAUCUGACUGCGGACGAUGUGAAGAGGCUGGGGGCGCUGCUGUGCUCCGUGAACCCAGAGGAUCUGAGGCCCCUCCUGUCAGCCCGGCCCCUGCCCAGCCUACUGAGAGAGCGCCUGCUACAGUGCGUGUCUGAUGGGCUCACCAGCGCCACCGGCAGGCUCUCUCACUGGCUGCUCCUGGCUCUCCGACCCCUCAACGCCAGCGUCCUGACCACCCCAGAGCUGGCCUCUCUCCAUGGGAUCCUGCCCCAGCUCGGAGCUUCCUUCUUGCAGUCACUCCCCACACCGAGGCUCCUGGACGUCCUGGCGGACCCAGACCUUGCAGACUUUCCCCCUGCACAGGCCUUUCAGCUUUUGACAGAAAUAAUUCAGAAUACAAAUCUCAGCGUUGCCUCUCUGUGUCGCUUGCGCCCCCUGCGCUCUGGGCUCAGCCCCUCAGUGCUGCGGACCCUCUCUCCGCCCAGCCCAUGGGGCUCCUCUUGUGACUGCUGGAGAUCCCUGCUGUCCGAGCUCUCCCCAGCACAGAGAGCUGCAGCGCUGGACUCACUCCGGCCCUUGAUGAACGGUUCUCAGAGCUGGCCCCUUCAGAUGAGCUGCCUGGUUCCGUACGUGCCCCUGAAGGAGCUGGCACUGGACGGAGCAGCAGUCCUGAGAAACAGCGCCCUCUACAGGCACCUGCCUUGGUCAACGCAACAGGCUCAAUUCCUUCUCAGGAAAACCCUUCAGUCUUCCAAUCUUACCAAGGAAACAGUUAUGACCCUGGGGAACAUCGCUGGCGGGCUGGGCUGUGAUUGGCUGCGGCUUUGGGCCAAUGAUUCUGAUUUCACAGAGCUGCUCCGAUUCCUCAGCGACCUGCCAGGAGGGGUCCGGGCCAGUCUGAGAAAAUGUAUUAUUGAGGAAAUCCAGAAGAGACCAGUAAUAGAUCUUGACCAGCUGGCACCACAAUUCUCUGCAGACUUACCUGUAAGGAUGAUUGAGAGCCUGUCCAAUGCAACGCUGGCAUCCAUCCUAGAGCACAUCACCAAACACUUCCCUGAUUUCUUGAGGUUGCCGCCCCACAAGCAGAGCAUCCUGGCAGAGAAGGCCCGGCUCAUUCUGGUGAGUGUGUUCUCCCAGGGAGGGAUCUUGGGGGUCUCUAUGGACCUGCUGGGGCCCCUCCUCCCCUUCCUGGACCUGGGUGUGCUGGGGGUGCACCGCGAGGCCCUGCUGCUGCGCCUGGACGAGGUGAAGGGGUACUGCCUGCCGCGGGACGCCCUGCCAGAGAUUGGGCAGCUCCUGACAGAGAGGGGCAUGCUGGGAGAGACGUUAGGCUGGACACUGGCACAGAUGGAGCAUGCUGGGAGACUGCUGUUCACACUGUCUCCUCAGGAGAUACACAGACUGCCCACGGUUGUGGUGAGCCCUGACUCUGUGGAGCAGGUUCUGGAUGCUCAGCGGCGCUGGAAGGGCAGUGAGGUGGGCCGGGCCUGCAUGAGGAUGGACAGGGAGAGAGAAAAGAAGGAGAGUCUGGUCACUAGGGUCGUCCACAGAGGAGGGAAGAACAAGAAAGAUCCCAUUCCAAGCUGUGCGGAUAUCAAGGGGACGUUCCCAGCAGCCUGGAGCGCGGCUCAGCUGUCGGGAAUGUUGGAGCCGGAGCUGAGGGAGUGUGUGGAGACCCUAGGGCAGGACCGGGAGCUGAGCUCGGAGCAGCGCAGGGCAGUGUGGGCCAGGUUCAAACAGAUUUACGGCCCAAUCAAAACCAUGAGGGCCGAACAGAUCCUGCAGCUCGGCUGCAUAGUUACCCAGCUGAGUGAGAGGGAGCUGCAGGAGCUGGACCUGUCAAACCUGGGGAUUCUGGCUUACCUGGGAGGGAUGGAGGAAUGGAGCCCUAAACAGAUGAGAGUGACAGUGCUGCGCUUCCUGCGGGGCAGUGGCCAGACGGUCGAGGGCCUGGGUGUGACCGAGCUGGCCUCUCUCGGGUUCCUGCUCUGCGGAAUGUCCCCGUCUGAAAUGGGCAGACUCGAUCCCCGGACUCUCAGUGCGGCGUCCCUGUUCCUGGGUGAGCUGCCCCUGCGUUGCUCGGAGCUGCAGUCCGAGACUCUGGCCACACGGCUCAUGACCACAGAAGCCUUUGGACCGGUCAGCGAGUGGGGCCCAGAGGUCUUCACUGAAAUCGGGACCCUUGCAGCUGGUUUAUCGGACAUGGUGUUAUCCUCCCUGGUCAGAGAGCAGCUGGAGGGGCUGACCCCAGCAGCCAUUGCACUCAUCGCCCCUCGCAAACUGGCAGUGGUGUUGAGUACGGCUCAACUGUCCUGGAUGACCCCCGAGCAGGCAGGAGCGGUGACCCCUGCUCAGUGGGCGGAGCUCAGCAGUGAUCAGAGCCAGGCCGUUGCCAUGGCGCAGUACGAGGGAGAGCUAAUGCAGGACCCCCGGGGGAGGAGCUUGGCCCCCACACAACCCUCACCUGACAGCACUGCAGUGUGGCUCCUGGCUCUGGGCUCUGUUCUGUGUGCUCUGGUCUGAACUGGUUUGCAAGCACUUGGUGACUCUAUUCUGCUUUCAUCUUCUUUGCUUUUCUGGGGGUAGG
This is a messenger RNA of Acipenser ruthenus (sterlet), 5848 nucleotides long. RefSeq names its product stereocilin-like. Gene Ontology annotation, biological process: cell-matrix adhesion. The transcript is spliced from 29 exons. Gene Ontology annotation, cellular component: cell surface; stereocilium tip; kinocilium. NCBI's taxonomy places the organism in Eukaryota, Metazoa, Chordata, Actinopteri, Acipenseriformes, Acipenseridae. The coding region runs from base 1 to 5784 and encodes 1927 amino acids. The record is from RefSeq and is a predicted model, not a curated record.